Messenger RNA from Cephus cinctus (wheat stem sawfly), 5530 nucleotides. RefSeq names its product paired box protein Pax-1. Lineage: Eukaryota; Metazoa; Arthropoda; Insecta; Hymenoptera; Cephidae. The transcript has 2 exons. Bases 2540 to 3754 code for a protein of 404 amino acids. Gene Ontology annotation, biological process: regulation of transcription by RNA polymerase II; anatomical structure development. The record is from RefSeq and is a predicted model, not a curated record. Gene Ontology annotation, molecular function: RNA polymerase II cis-regulatory region sequence-specific DNA binding; DNA-binding transcription factor activity, RNA polymerase II-specific.
UCUCUCUUACCUCGAUCGGCCUACCUACUCCUCACUUCACUUCACUUCGCUUCGUCGGAGGACUUUUUCGAGUGUAACUAUGGAGCAGGGCAAAGGCUGAGAGAAUGGUUCGGAAGUGGUAAGAGAGUGAGAGGUUUUCAGUGAACAUAGAUGGUUUAGCUACUUGUGGUUCAAAUAUAUGUGUAUAUAUAUAUACACAUAUGUCACUCGUAUAUACUAUGGUAUAUAGUUUUCUUGGUUAAACACAUGUAUUACACGCGUGUAAACCGACUACACGCGUCGGCUUCUUUGAUCUCGGCCAUUCAUCACCCCUCGCGAGAAAAACUCUAAUAAUAUUACAUGCGGACGUUUUUACGUGUAAGUGCCUUGGAAGUGUCCUGCGUCUAUGAGAAAGAGAGAGACAGACUACGCGUAUGUUUGUGUCUCUCACGAGGGACGACGCUCGUAAGAAUAAUUUGUUAAAGGGGUGCGAACUUGAGGCGUUUAGCUUGCUAAUAAUUUUUCUAAUGUCAGAUCAUACUUGAUUGUGCUUAUUACUUUGUUUUGGUGGUAUGCCUGGUAUGUUGGGAAUGGUUACUUAUGGUUGAUGCAUCAGUGCAAUGCUGAAGAGACUGAUAACUUAUUGACAUGACAAUAUUGAUAGGAGGGGUAGAGGGUUACUUCGUGUCGAAAUAAAAACUGUUGGUUAUGAUUAUUUUAUAUAAUACACAUAACCUCACUUCGGUUAUUCUUUCAAGGAUCGUAGAAGUGCUCGUGUAAUAUGAUAGAAUUUAUUGAAUUUAUGAAAAUUAGUAACGGAUAUUGUAGUAUCAAAUUUGAACUGUGUACACUCCAAGAAAUUUGUAUAGUUACUACAUGGGUUAUGCGCCCAUUCGAAGGCACUAACUAUUCGUGAUUAGUUGGUGUUUUAUAGUUACGAUAACUAGAAAUUUCUCCAAACGUAGAUGAUCGUUGUCAAAGUUCACGAAUGUACCUGGCAAAGACAAUAAAUGCAUCUCGCUUAGCGUUCUUAGGCAGUAAUGUUCAAAUGUUAUUUUGAGAACUUGUAGGAGGUAUUAAACAGGCAUUCUACACGUGCUAGGUACCAUUAAAUAUUAAGUACGAUAAAAAGAGGAGAAUUAUUAUUGAGAAACGAGCAACGAAGCAAACGACGAGCAUCGAGGUCGAACAAAAGAAGAAAAUGAAUAAAGAGAGAAGGAGUAACGUCGUCAAAACAGUGAGGAGGGGUGAGGGGGGGGGACAAAUCCUUACGCAAAAAAGCGUCUCCGUCGUCGACGAAACUCUUCCGAGAAGUCAGUGAGCGAAGGAGCGACUUGGCUUGGCCAUCUACCCCUCGACCAGUGACUUUUCUUGUUGUUCUUCGGGUGAAAGGCAGUGCGCCUUAAAUCAGCUACGCUCCUGGUGCUAUGGCACUUUCGGCACUUUUUGCUCGAUGAAAAAUGAACUGGACGUUUUGCGUUCGACGAUUUUCUCACUGCAGGAAAUCAAAGGGGAGGAGUGGGAGAGGGAAUGGACGCGUAUAAGAAGGGGAGGUGGAUGUCAGGUUGGUGAGUGGAUAGAACGUGAAUGGUAUAUGUUAUAUAUACAUAUAUAUAAUACAUAUAGUUACAUACGGUUAAAGAUAGCCCCGUGACCCCUAACGUGUUGGGCCUAUAACGGGGUUGUCUUCGAGCCAGGAGAGAAUGGGGUGUUGCAACGCGCAUGGAAUGCAGUAAGGGGCAAUUGCUGGGGCAGCAGUUCGCUAAUUAAGGGUUACUUCGGGGCGGCUCAAGAUCGGUUCGGUUCGGUAAUACUUUAACCCUCUUGGUGGGUUGCAAUCAUCGCUGAGAUGCGUGCAUCUCAUUAGAGAACCCUCACAGGCAAUUUAGCACGCGUGCCCUGGGACAGAUAAAUGGGUUUUCCUGGGAUACGCGCCAUACUGCGGAUGCUCGAUGUUUUAUAGUUUAUUUUGUAGGUUGGUAUUAGGUUAUGUCACUUUUGACUCUAAUUACAAGGCUGAUUUAAUUUUUGUGUAUAUUUAGCAGACGCCUGUAAUGAUUUUUUCCGAUUUGGAUUUAUUCUGAUUUUUGGGCUUAUUAAAGUGAAAAGUGAAAUUUUUUAAUUUAUGGGAGAUACUGUGAUGUUUGGAUAUUAAUGACUGCAGUGUUGGUUUUUUGUGGUAUUACGAAAGGUUAUGACAGGGUUCAGGGUUCAGGUACUAUCUGACGGACUCGAGAACGGAUACUCGUAUUCGAAAUAAGAGGAAGAAAUAAAACAAGGAUUUAUCGAGAGUUUUAAUGGGCCAUAAGGCUACCCCGUAAUCAACUUCGACAUGCCGCUUAUAUGCACUAGGGUUAAGGGGGUCUCACUGUUACCAGCUUUCAUUUUACAAAAUCGAAUCACGAAAUUCUAGUCGUUCGCCGUGAUACCAUGGAUGAACACAAACUGUAUUUACGUGUACCGAAGUAUUCAGAUAAUAUAUAAAAUCAUAACGAGUCAUAAUUUUAUAAAUAAAUAAUUUUACCUAUUUCGUUAAUCGUAUUUUUUAAUUUUAUCAUGUAUGAUAAAGGUCGUGCUUCAAGGGUUCAUGUCGUAUGUUUCAGACAGCAACGGUGGUGGAAUGGUCGUGGGUCCUGGUGGCGGUGGCGGCGGCGGACCUGGCGGACAGCAACAGCAGCAGUACGGCGAGGUUAAUCAGCUAGGCGGUGUUUUCGUGAAUGGCCGACCCUUACCCAAUGCAGUAAGAUUGAGAAUAGUCGAGCUGGCGCAGCUGGGCAUCAGACCGUGCGACAUAUCGCGUCAACUACGCGUGAGCCACGGGUGCGUGAGCAAGAUCCUGGCACGGUAUCACGAGACCGGAAGUAUUCUGCCAGGAGCAAUAGGAGGCAGCAAGCCACGAGUGACCACCCCAAAAGUCGUUCAGUAUAUAAAACAACUGAAGCUCAAGGAUCCAGGAAUCUUCGCCUGGGAGAUCCGUGACAGAUUGCUCUCGGAUGGCGUAUGCGACAAGUACAACGUGCCAUCGGUGUCCAGUAUCUCUCGGAUCCUGAGGAACAAAGUGGGCGCAGCUGCGGCCGCCGUUGCUGCCGCAGCCAUUCAUCAUCAUCCGCAUCAUCCGGCCCACCAUCAUCACCAUCAUCAUCACCUUUACGCAGCCGCUGCGGCAGCGGGAGCAGCGCUCUGUCCGGUACCUUAUCCACCGACGCCGUAUCACGCGAGUCCACCUUCGGUUACCCAUCAUCAUCACCAUCAUCAAGUGGGCCUGACGGCGCCGUCGGCCAGCAAGUUAUCGCCGUCCCCGCCGACGCCGACGCCGACGCUUACCAAUCAUCAGACGAACGGCGUACUUCAGUGGCCGAGUCCUCAUACCGUGCAUGACAUUCUGGCGAACAGUGUCACGACGGUGCCCAACUCGAACUCUUCGUCCUCGACCUCUUCGCUCUGCGCCAUCAUCAACAAUAAUAAUCAUCACCAUCAUCAUCUUCAUCACAACGAGAACAACAAUGAUAACGGUGGUGCGAGUGGUGGCAACAAUAAUAAUAACAAUAGUAACAAUAACGAUUCACCGCCGAUUGGUUAUCAUUCUCAUUCACAUCAUCCGCAUCAUCAUCAUCACCAACAGUAUUACGCCUCCGCACUUUAUCAUCGGCAUCAUCAUCAUCCCGGUACUGCCACCACUCUAGCUACCAACGUCGGGACUUCGACGUCCCUCUCUGUACAGUCAGCUAUGAUGCAAGCGUCUAAUAUCAGUCAACCGGCCAGUCCGUGUAAUUAGUGCAGAUGACUAUUGUGCUUCGAAACGGUUUUAUUAACUGAAUAGUAUCGUUUGUGCCGAGUGAUGUACUAAUGCAGAUUUCUCUUUGUUAUGGAAUCCCGUGAUUUCGUAUUGCAGGAUUUUAUGUGGUAUAUGUGCAGUUUUACAUAUCCUGGGGAGGAGGGCUGAUAAAAUUCAAUUACUAUCAUACUACUGCAAUCGUGAACGAAUAGUGUUAAAUUCUUUUGAUAAAUGUAAUAUUGUCCUGUAGAUUAAACUCGUGGCAGAACAAUAUAUCAAACGAAUGACGUUGAAAAUGAUCUGAUGCUUUUGAGGUGCAGAGAUUAAUGUAAAUACAUUGAAUUAUUGAGAAAAUGAAAUUUGAAAAUAUUGCGAAUCUCUUGAGCUGGACUUACAUUCAAACGUACUUAUUAUGCGGAUCAAAAACAAUUGUAUAUUAUAAAAAUAAGGUACUGUAGGAAUCUUUCGUUACCAAAGCAAUUGGAGCUUGGUAAUCCAGUUCUUGAAAAUAACGAAAUUCUAGGUAAGUAAUAGGAUAUGUCCUGAAUGAAGAAUAUAAUAAACAGAUGCAGCACAAUUUGAAAUAUAUUUUUUACUAAAUAUAUAUCAACGUAUUUGUAUCGACUAUCGCUAAUGCUUUCCAGUGUUGAACAGUGAAUUACAUUAAUAAUUUGUCCUUUUCGUGUCAUGUCAUUAUUCUUGAUAAAGCGAUCCUCGAUAUCACACACUGGUGCCGAAAUUAUAAAUAUAAUUUUUGUUCAAAAUCAAUUAUAAACUUUUAAUCCAGCAGUGUAAAUAUUUUCAUAAGACUGGAAUAUUUAAUCGAACCGUAAGAAAUUGUGCAGCAAAUGCACCGAGUGCCUUUAAGAUUUAGUUGUCGACGAAUGCAAUAAAUCAGCUUCCUAAUCGGCGAAGGUAUACAAAAUAGGUAUUCAAUUUGCUCAACACCAUAGCGGCUUGUGUUCACGCAUUAGGCUAUUGCGUUUAAUCUAGUACAGUGCUGCUUUGUGUAUUAUACCUGCAUUCGCAUAUGUGUACAAUCUGGCUGCCUACCUAAUCUAAACUAACCUACCUUAGCUACCUACCAACCUACCUACAAGCCUGACUGACUGCCCAGGGCAGUAUAGCAGUCGUGCAAUAAUUAAAUUUGUAAGAGGAAUGACUGUGACGAUAGAUGAAUAUAUGGAUAUAUGUAUACAAUGAACAUUUGCUUUAGCAUGCGUGAAAUAUGUGGUAAGAGGAAUGUGGGUUACGAUGACGUUACAAUUAUUGUUAUUUAUUGAGUCUACGAGAAGAAUAUGGCGCCCUAUACCUGGAAACACCAUUUUGACUGCCUUGUAAACGUGCCUUAAUUUAUUUCGUUGACAAUUGCACGCGAACCAUUGUUAUUCACGUUUAAUACAUUUAAUUAGGAUACUCAUAUUUCCUACUUAUUAUUAUAACUUUUGGCUUAUACUUGCGAUUCCAAUCUGUCUUGGGUAUUAUUAUUUUUAUUAUUACUUCAAGUGUCACUUUCUUCUGAUCUUUAGUAUGCUAAUUCAAAUCCGUGUUACAUUUACUUUUGUUAGAUUAUUAUAAGAGGAUUUAUAAACGACGCAUGUAUUAACACUGGCACAAUUUAUAAUAUCAAGUAGGAAAUCUUAUAUUAAAUCUUGAAAGAUGUUAUAUUAUAUUUUAUUUAAAAUACGAUUGAUAUUUUACUAUAAUAAAUGUAAGAUCAUGCCAUGGUACAAGGUAAUUACUACCGUUAUGCAAUAUACGAUCGUGCUACAAACA